UGCUUGUACUAUGACUUGGGACUGCCACAUCGUGAUCUAACAAAUGAUCAAGUCACCAUCGAUGCAUCGCAUGCUGUCCUAAAACACAAUGUUGGCAUAAAAUGCGCCACCAUCACUCCAGAUGAACAACGGGUCGAAGAAUUCAAAUUGAAGAAAAUGUGGCUGUCACCGAAUGGAACCAUCAGAAACAUUUUGGGUGGAACUGUGUUUCGUGAACCGAUCUUAUGCAAAAAUAUCCCACGUCUAGUGCCCGGAUGGACAAAUCCAAUCAUUAUCGGUCGACACGCUCACGGCGAUCAGUACAAAGCAAUAGACCUUGUCAUCGAUCGGCCUGAAAAAUUGGAAUUGGUAUUCACUGAUUUAACGGGCAAAAAGGAAAAGCAUGAAUUGUUCGAGUACAAAACCAGUGGCAUUGCUAUGGGAAUGUACAACACAGACGAUUCCAUUGCUUCAUUCGCUCAUUCGUCCUUCCAAAUGGCACUGCUGAAGAAGUGGCCGCUUUAUUUGUCCACAAAAAAUACCAUUUUGAAGAAAUACGAUGGUCGCUUCAAAGACAUCUUCCAGGAUAUCUACGAAGAAAAAUACCAAGGCGAAUUCGAGAAGCAGAACAUUUGGUAUGAGCAUCGUUUAAUCGAUGACAUGGUCGCACAGUGCUUAAAAUCAUCUGGCAAAUUUAUUUGGGUGUGCAAAAACUACGAUGGUGAUGUUCAAUCGGAUAUCAUUGCUCAAGGUUUUGGGUCGCUUGGAUUGAUGACCUCGGUUUUGGUCUGUCCAGAUGGCAAAACAAUCGAAUCGGAAGCUGCACACGGAACUGUAACAAGACAUUAUCGUCAACAUCAAAAAGGAAAGCCAACAUCAACGAAUCCAAUUGCAUCGAUCUAUGCAUGGACCCGUGGAUUGGCUCAUCGUGCCAAAUUGGAUAACACACCAGAACUGGACCGGUUUGCAUUCGCUUUGGAAAAAGCGUGCGUGGAUACUGUCGAAGCCGGUCUCAUGACAAAAGAUUUAGCUGCUUGUAUUCACGGUUUGCCAAACGUAACCGAAUCAAUGUAUUUGAACACAGAAGAUUUCCUCGAUGCGAUCGCCGACCAACUCAGCCGAUCCGUCGAUAUUUAA
Molecule: messenger RNA, 1116 nt
Organism: Sitodiplosis mosellana (orange wheat blossom midge)
Lineage: Eukaryota; Metazoa; Arthropoda; Insecta; Diptera; Cecidomyiidae
Product: isocitrate dehydrogenase [NADP], mitochondrial-like
Exons: 5
Coding region: 157-1116 (319 amino acids)
Biological process (GO): isocitrate metabolic process
Cellular component (GO): mitochondrion
Molecular function (GO): isocitrate dehydrogenase (NADP+) activity; NAD binding; magnesium ion binding
Source: RefSeq, a predicted model, not a curated record